Lithohypha guttulata is the source of this 1812-nucleotide messenger RNA. It is a transcript of the gene KRS1, whose product is annotated as lysyl-tRNA synthetase. The record is from RefSeq and is a predicted model, not a curated record. Gene Ontology annotation, biological process: lysyl-tRNA aminoacylation. Gene Ontology annotation, molecular function: lysine-tRNA ligase activity; tRNA binding; ATP binding. NCBI's taxonomy places the organism in Eukaryota, Fungi, Ascomycota, Eurotiomycetes, Chaetothyriales, Trichomeriaceae. The transcript has 2 exons. Gene Ontology annotation, cellular component: cytoplasm; cytosol. The coding region runs from base 1 to 1812 and encodes 603 amino acids.
AUGGCAGACAACGCGGAGCCUCCAUCACAGGAGGUUGCCAAUCUUCAUCUGGAUGAAGUGACUGGUGAGCGCGUGUCCAAGUCUGAACUCAAAAAGCGACAGAAGCAGAGGGAGACUGAACGCAAGAAGGCCGAAAAGGCCGCUGCUGCACCUCCAAAGGCAGUAAGGGAGAAGAAAGAAGGAGAGAUAGACGAGAGUACUCUAAACCCAAAUCAAUAUUUCGAGAUCCGAAGUGGUCGCGUCAACAAACUCAGACAGACCAAGGAUCCAAAUCCCUACCCACAUAAGUUCCAAGUUAAUACCGACCUUCGCGAAUUCGUCACACGAUAUGAAGCUACAAAGCCUGGCGAGCACCACAAGGAUGUCGAGAUCAGAGUUGCAGGCCGUGUCUAUGUCAAGAGAGUUUCGGGCUCAAAGCUGGUAUUCUACGAUAUCAGAUCAAAUGGCGCCAAAGUGCAAAUAAUGUGCCAGUCACAAGAAGCUACUGGAGAGGUUCCCUUUGAAGCACAACACGAGCCUUUGAGAAGAGGAGACAUCAUCGGUGUCAUUGGCUAUCCUGGACGAACAGCACCCAAGAACAGACCGAACGAGGGUGAACUUUCCGUCUUCGCUCACCAAGUCGUGCUACUUACCCCUUGUUUACACUCGAUACCAUCAGAGCACUUUGGUCUGCAGGAUGUCGAAACCCGCUUCCGACAGAGAUACCUCGAUUUAAUCAUAAACAACAAGAGCAGGGACAUCCUCAUAACAAGAUCCAAGAUUGUGCAAUACAUCAGAAACUACUUCGACUCCAACGGCUUCAUCGAGGUCGAGACACCCAUGAUGAACACUAUCGCAGGUGGUGCCACUGCUAAGCCUUUUACCACCCACAUCAAUGAGUACAAUGCCGACCUGUUCAUGCGAGUUGCUCCUGAGCUGUAUCUGAAGAUGCUAGUAGUGGGUGGUAUUGACAGAGUGUAUGAGCUCGGCAAGCAGUUCCGAAAUGAGGGUGCUGACCUUACACACAAUCCGGAGUUUACCACUUGCGAAUUCUACGAAGCCUAUGCUGACGUAUACGAUGUCAUGAACCGAACUGAAGAGCUAGUCUCGGGCAUGGCCAAGCAUGUCACUGGCGGCUAUAUCACCAAAUUCCACACAAAGGACGGAGAGGAGUAUGAAGUCAAUUGGGAAGCACCAUGGAAGAGAAUAGACAUGAUACCUGCGUUAGAAGAGGCCACCGGAGAGAAGUUCCCACCUGGCGAUCAGUUACAUACUACCGAGACAAAUGAGUUCUUCAAAAAGCUACUCAAAAAGGUCAACGUGGAAUGUCCACCACCUUUGACUAAUGCUCGCAUGCUCGAUAGGCUCGUGGGAGAGUUCAUUGAAGAGAAGUGCGUCAACCCAACCUUCAUCACUGGUCAUCCACAAAUGAUGUCUCCACUUGCCAAGUAUCAUCGAGAGAGACCUGGUAUUUGCGAGCGGUUCGAGGCUUUUGUCUGCAAGAAGGAAAUAGUGAACGCCUACACCGAGUUGAAUGAUCCUUUCGAUCAACGACUGCGAUUCGAGGAGCAAGCUCGACAGAAGGAUCAAGGUGAUGAUGAGGCCCAACUGAUUGACGAGAACUUUUGCACGUCACUUGAGUUUGGUCUACCGCCUACUGGUGGUUGGGGUAUGGGUGUUGACCGGAUGUGCAUGUUCUUGACCGACAACUAUACCAUCAGAGAAGUUUUGGCAUUCCCAUUCAUGAAAGAGGAAAAGCUUGCACCUAGAGAACUGGCUGCUGAGGUGGUAGGUAUACAGCCUCAGGAAGCUGAGGAUCUGCCUAAGCCAUAG